Messenger RNA from Mesoplodon densirostris (Blainville's beaked whale), 990 nucleotides. Its product is annotated as olfactory receptor 226. The transcript has a single exon. Gene Ontology annotation, biological process: G protein-coupled receptor signaling pathway. The coding region runs from base 10 to 990 and encodes 326 amino acids. The record is from RefSeq and is a predicted model, not a curated record. Gene Ontology annotation, molecular function: olfactory receptor activity; G protein-coupled receptor activity. Gene Ontology annotation, cellular component: membrane. Lineage: Eukaryota; Metazoa; Chordata; Mammalia; Artiodactyla; Ziphiidae.
ACUGACACCAUGGAGAGGAAGAACCAGAGUGGGAGAGUGAGUGAGUCUGUGUUGCCGGGCUUCCCAGCUCCUGUGCCACUGCGGGCACUAUUUGCCCUUUCUCUGCUGACCUAUGUGUUGGUGCUGACUGAGAACACACUCAUCAUUAUGGCAAUCAGGUACCACCCCAGCCUCCACAAACCCAUGUACUUCUUUCUGGCUAACAUGUCCUUCCUGGAGAUUUGGUACAUUACCGUCACUAUUCCCAAGAUGCUAGCUGGCUUUGUUGGGUCCAAACAGGGCCACGGGCAGCUAAUCUCCUUUGAAGGCUGCAUGACGCAGCUCUACUUUUUCCUGGGCCUGGGAUGCACUGAGUGUGUCCUCCUCGCAGUUAUGGCUUAUGAUUGUUACGUGGCCCUCUGCCAUCCUCUCCACUACCUUGUCAUUGUCAGUGGCUGGCUGUGUGUGCAGCUGGUAGCUGGCUCCUGGGCUGGAGGUUUUGGCAUCUCCAUGGUCAAAGUUUUUCUCAUUUCUCACCUCUCUUACUGUGGCCCCAACAUCAUCAACCACUUUUUCUGUGAUGUCUCCCCAUUGCUCAACUUUUCAUGCACUGACAUGUCCACAGCAGAGCUUACAGACUUUGUCCUGGCUAUUUUUAUACUGCUGGGGCCACUCUCUGUCACCAGGGCCUCCUAUAUGGCCAUCACCAGUGCUGUGAUGUGCAUUCCCUCAGCUGCUGGGCGCCAUAAAGCCUUUUCCACCUGUGCCUCUCACCUCACUGUUGUGGUCUUCUUCUAUGCAGCCAGUACCUUCAUCUCUGCCUGCCCAAAGGCAACCUCAGCUUUUGACACCAACAAGCUGGUGUCUGUACUCUAUGCUGUCCUUGUACCCCUGCUCAACCCUAUCAUUUACUGCUUGCGCAACCAAGAGGUAAAGAGAGCCUUACGCCGUACUCUGCACCUAUACCAGGGCCGUGAUACUAAGCCUGGGAAAGCUAGCAGAGUUGGGUAG